Molecule: messenger RNA, 5690 nt
Organism: Asparagus officinalis (garden asparagus)
Lineage: Eukaryota; Viridiplantae; Streptophyta; Magnoliopsida; Asparagales; Asparagaceae
Product: protein SHOOT GRAVITROPISM 6
Exons: 51
Coding region: 97-5268 (1723 amino acids)
Cellular component (GO): cytoplasm
Source: RefSeq, a predicted model, not a curated record
CUACUUCUAUUUAGCGUACGCAACUUCCUCUUCGUCGCUAAUUUCGUCGAUUCUUUUCCCCUCCUCCUCGCUGGAUCUUCUGUGUUCUCUCUUCCCAUGGCCUCCUACUCGGCCUCUCUCCCCGCUCCAGAGGCCGUGCAGGUCCUCGUCUCCUCUCUCGCCGACGACUCCCCCCUCGUUCGAGAAGCUUCGCUCGCCUCUCUCAGAGAAAUCGCCCCCCUAAACCCUCUUUUGGUUCUUGAUUGCUGCUCUUCAGGCUCGAGGGGAGGGCGCCGGAGAUUUGGGAAUAUGGCCGGAGUUUUUCUUGUUAUGGCAUCUGCUGUUCGAGCGAUCGACCAUGAUGAUGUGGAUCCCGCUUACAUGACCAAGCUAGCCAAGAUCGCUACUGCAGAGAUGAUCACCUCGAAGGAGUUUAAUGCUGAUUGGCAAAAGGCGGCGGCUACUCUACUAGUUUCAAUAGGAGCCCAUGUCCCUGACCUGAUGAUGGAAGAAAUUUUUCUUCACCUAUCUGGACCUAAUCCAUCUCUACCUGCCAUGAUUCACAUACUUGCGGAAUUUGCUUCUGUUGAAGCCUUGCAGUUUGCUCCACAUUUGAAAGACAUCCUUUUACGAGUCCUGCCCAUUAUUGGAAACGUACAGGAUAUCCAACGACCAAUUUUUUCAAAUGCGUUCAAAUGUUGGUGUCAGGCUGUUUGGCAAUAUCUUGGUGAAUUUCCUUCUGCUCAAUUCCUUGAUAGUGAUGUAAUGUCAUUUUUGAAUUCUGUUUUCGAACUUCUUUUGAGAGUCUGGGCAAGUUCACGAGAUUUGAAGGUACGACUCUCUUCUGUUGAGGCAAUGGGACAAAUGGUUGGUCUUAUCACCCGCUCACAGUUAAAGGCGGCAUUGCCGAGGCUUAUUCCAACUAUACUGGACCUCUAUAAAAGAGAUCAAGAAUGUGCUUAUCUAGCCACUCAAAGUCUGCAUAACCUUCUAACCGCCUGUUUAUUAUCAGAAAGUGGGCCUCCUUUACUUGAUUUUGAGGAACUCACAAGCACUUUAAGUGCUCUACUCCCAGUGGCAUUCAUUACUAACAGUAACAAUGAUCAUUCAGAUUUCUCAAUUGGCCUAAAGGUGCCUAUUAAAUACCAAACUUAUAAUGAAAUCCAACAUUGCUGUUUGGUAAUUGGUUCAGUAUACCCUGAAGAUCUCUAUGUCUUCCUUCUGAAUAGGUGCCAGACAAAAGACGAGCCUUCAAUCAUUGGAGCAUUAUGCAUCUUAAAGCAUCUGCUUCCUAGGUUAUUGGAAGCCUGGCAUGGCAAAAGGAUGCUACUUGUUGAAGUUGUGCAGUCUCUGUUAGACGAGCAGAGCUUGGGUAUUCGGAAGGCACUUGCGGAGUUACUUGUUGUUAUGGCUUCACAUUGUUACUUCACUGGCCCUUCAGCAGAGUUGUUUGUUGAAUUUUUUGUGCGUCAUUCUGCCAUAUCUGACAAUGAAGUGAAAGGUUUCAAGACAUCAAAGGAAUUUAUGAGGAAAAGUGGGCCUCAAUUUAAGAAAGAGGUGAUGCUAGGGCCAGUUUCUCUUGAAGAGUUGAGGGCAAUCUGUGAUAAAGGACUACUUUUAUUGGCUAUUACAAUCCCUGAAAUGGAGCAUAUCCUCUGGCCAUUUAUCUUAAAGAUGAUUAUUCCCAAGGAGUAUACUGGUGCAGUUGCAGUGGUUUGCAAAUGCAUAUCUGAGCUAUGUAGACAUAGAUCUUCUCAUACAAAUGCAACAUUUUGUGAAUUUAGCUCCUCAAAUAAUAUCCCGAGCCCUGAGGACCUUUUUGCGCGUUUGAUUGUGCUUCUACAUGAUCCACUGGCGAGGGAGCAGUUGGCAACUCACAUCUUAACGGUCUUGUGCUGCUUAGGACCACUAUAUCCAAAGAAUCUCAGCUUAUUUUGGCAAGAUGAGGUACCUAAAAUGAAGGUGUAUAUCAGUGAUCCUGAAGACUUAAAGCAGGAUCUUUCAUAUCAAGAGACCUGGGAUGAUAUGAUUAUAAAUUUCUUGUCAGAAUCUCUGGAUGUCCUUCAAGACACUGAAUGGAUCAUAUCCUUGGGCAAUGCUUUUGAAAGACAGUAUAACCUGUAUGCCGCCGAUGAUGAGCAUUCAGCACUGCUACAUAGAUGCCUUGGCAUGCUUCUCCAAAAAGUUGAUGACAGAAUCUAUGUUCAUAACAAGAUUGAUUCGAUGUAUAAACAAGCUAACAUAUCUUUACCUGUAAAUAGGCUGGGGCUUGCCAAAGGCAUGGGUUUGGUAGCAGCUUCACAUCUGGAUACUGUACUGGAAAAACUUAAAUCAAUACUGGAUAAUGUUGGACACAGUAGGUUUCAAAGGUUCUUAUCUUUCUUCUCAAGUAGAGCUAGAGGUGAAGAUCCUGAUGAUAUAUAUGCUGCUUUAGCUCUAAUGUACGGAUAUGCUGCGAGAUAUGCUCCUUCAACUGUUAUAGAAGCUAGAAUCAAUGCUCUUGUGGGGACCAAUAUGCUUUCACGGCUCCUGCACGUGGAACAUUCAACUGCAAAACAAGCUGUUAUUACUGCAAUCGAUCUGUUAGGAUGUGCUGUUAUCAAUGCUGCUGAAAUGGGAAUCUCAUUCUCCCUAAAGAGAAGGGACCAGCUGCUUGAUUAUGUGCUUACUUUGAUGGGCCGAGACGAUAGCGAUAGUUCCUUUGAUUCAAGUAGUCAGCAUCUUCACACUCAAAGCCUUGCUUUAAGCGCGUGUACUACUUUGGUUUCUAUAGAGCCGAGAUUGCCAAUGGAGACGAGGAAUCUUGUUAUGAAGGCGACUUUAGGUUUUUUUGCUCUGCCUAAUGAUCCUUCUGAUAUUGUUGAGCCACUCAUAAAGAACCUCAUUACUCUAUUAUGCGCCAUUCUUUUAACAAGUGGCGAAGAUGGUCGUAGUCGAGCGGAGCAGCUGUUACAUAUACUAAGGCAGAUAGAUUUUUAUCUUUCAUCUUCAGUGGAGCAUCAAAGGAGAAGGGCUUGCGCUGCUGUCUAUGAGUUGUUGCUCAAGUUCCGUGCACUUUGCUCUGGCGGAAUUUGUGGGCUUGGCUGCCGCUCAAGUUGCUCACACAACGUACAAAUUGAUCGGGCAGUGCAAAAGAACUUAUCGAAUUUACCAUCUGCAUAUGUAUUGCCAAGCCGGGACUCCUUAAGCUUGGGGGAGAGGGUCAUAGCUUAUCUUCCACGCUGUGCUGACACCAGUUAUGAAGUUAGAAAACUUGCAGUUCAGAUUGUUGGUAUAUUUUUCAGCAUAUCCUUAUCGCUUCCAAAAUUGAUAGCCACUGAUAUUGAUUUGGAGUUGUCGUACAAUGCAUUGUCAUCUCUUGAAGACGUGAUUUCCAUUUUGAGAAGGGAUGAAUCUAUUGAUCAAUCAGAGGUCUUCAAUAGGGUUGUUUCUUCUAUAUGUGUUUUACUAACAAGAGAUGAGCUGGUCAUCUCUUUGCAUAUGUGCACUGCUGCCAUAUGUGACAGGGUUAAGCAGUCAGCAGAUGGUGUUAUUCAGGCUGUUAGUGAAUUCAUCACUAACAGAGGAAAUCAGUUGAACGAAACUGAUGUUUCCAGGACAACUCAAUCUUUGCUUUCAGCCGCUAUAUUUGUAAUCGACAAACACUCUCGUCAGGAAAUUCUUAAUGCUAUAUCAUGCCUGGCGGAAACGACCAAUUCAACUGUCGUUUUCAAUGAAGUUUUGGCUUCUGCUGGGCAUGAUAUUGUUACAAAAGAUAUAUCCAGGAUGCGAGGGGGUUGGCCAAUGCAUGAGGCAUUUUGUGCAUUUUCACAGCAUUCCGUGCUUUCAAGUUUGUUUCUGGAGCAUUUGAUAUCUGUACUUGAUCGAACACCUAUCCUUAGAGGUGAUACAGAAAGGGGAGACAACAUGAAUCACGGUGAUGAGGACAUCUUGCAAGCAGCUAUUCUUGCUCUCACUGCAUUGUUCAGAGGUGGUGGUAAGACUGGUAAAAAAGCAGUGGAGCAAAAUUACUCUUCUGUUUUCUCUUCUCUUACUCUUCAAUUAGGAAGUUGCCACGGCCUUGCUGGACUGGGUCAGCAUGAACAGUUGUGGACUUUGUUAACUGCAUUCCAGUCUUUCUGUGAUUGUGUUGGAGAUCUUGAAAUGGGAAAGAUUUUGGCUAGAGAUGGAGAACACAAAGGUAAAGAGGAGAGGGUUGCCCUUAUUCAGGAGGUUGCCUGUUGCAUUUCUAGAAAGAGGCCUAAAGAGGUUCCACCUAUAUGUAUGACUUUGAGCAAGGCCUUGAAAAGACAGGAAAGGUUUCAAAGGGAAGCUUCUGCUGCAGCACUAUCAGAGUUUAUCCGUCACAGUGAAGGGGUUGCAUCCUUAUUGGAACAUAUGGUUGAGGUGAUGUGUUUGCAUGUCUCAGAUGAAUCAGCAACCGUACGAUGUCUUUGUUUACGAGGACUUGUUCAGAUACCAGAGAAUAAUAUGUGUCAAUAUAUUGCACAAGUUCUUGGUGUAAUAGUAGCUUUACUUGAAGAUCCUGAUGAAUCAGUCCAAUUAACAGCAUUGCAGUGCUUAUUGACAGUGCUGAAAUCUUCUCCUAAAGAUGCAGUAGAUCCUGUUUUAGUCAAUCUCUCUGUAAGGUUACGAAAUCUCCAGAUUUGCAUGGAUGCGAAGAUGCGUUCCAAUGCUUUUGCAGCAUAUGGAGAAUUAAGCAACUUUGGAGUUGGUUCACAACAUCAGGCUUUCGUUGAGCAGGUUCAUGCCACACUUCCACGGCUGAUUGUCCAUCUUUAUGAUGAUGAGCUCAGUGUCCGUCAAGCUUGCAGGAAUACCUUCAAACAAUUGGUACCCUUACUGGAAGUCGAUGGGCUAUUUGCUCUCCUCAACAAACAAUGCUUCAAUUCAGAUCGUCGAAGCGACUAUGAGGACUUUCUAAGGGACCUAACAAGGCAUCUAGGUCAUCAUUUUUCUGCAAGAGUUAAUACCUACUUAGCCUCUCUAAUCCAGGCAUUUGAUGCACCUUGGCCAGUCAUACAAGCAAAUGCCAUAUACUUCGCCAGUUGCAUGUUGUCACUAUUAGAAGAUCAACGGUCAUUGGCUCCUUAUUUUUCACAGGUGUUUGGGAUGCUUGUAGUCAAACUGAGCCAGUCAUCAGAUGCAGUUGUGAGGGCAACUUGUUCAUUUGCCCUCGCGUUUCUUCUGAAGUCCUCAAACCCGAAAACAUGGACAGUUAUGCAAGUUGAUCGAGCUGACUCUGGAAGAAGUUCUCAUGAUUCUAGUAUAAAGUCCAUAGAAAUUUGAAGUGUUGGGAUUGUAUGGAUCUGGAAAGGUAAAAGAGCAAAGGCUUAGUACGAGAUAGUGGAAUCAGAUUAGCGGCAUUAUGUGAAUAUCCAAGUUUCACUAUGUACUGUGAGAUAGGAAAAUGUUGUGUUGUAUCAUUGUAUCAUAGUUUUUGUAUAUUGUACAUGUACGCUCAAGUAUAGUCUUAGAAAAGGAAAAAUGAGUGUCGUCCCCGUUGAACAUAAAGAAUCUCCACAUGUAAGUCUUGUGUGAAAACUUCACUUUUAGUGGUUGAUAGAUCUGUCGAAAUCCCAGUGACUUGGAUGCAAGUAAUGUAUAAAUUCAUUUUAAUUAUCCAAUGUUGUUGUCAACAUUACAGUAUCAUGGAGAGGUUGAUAUGUAAAAAGGUACGGUGAGAAAAAUUAUUGUAGCUUUACUUUGCC